UUUUGAGUGCCCCGUCCUCUCUUACUUUUUCCUCAUUCCAUCUGUUCCCUCUUUCCGAUUGAACUCUCACCUCCAUUACCUUAGGCAGCCUCACUGAGGAGGAGGGGCCUGCUGACAUCAUGGCGACAUGGGUGUCAGUUGGUGGGGCGACUCUCCCGGUGGAAGGGGUGUUUGUGACGUCCAGACAGAGCUGGGCUGCUUUCAGCCCCUCAUUGUUUUAUAAUUGUCCCUUGUGGCUCUGCUUACAGAACCAUGCUCUCAAUACUCUGGAAGUCUGGGGCAGUAUGGCAGAGUGGAGCUGACAUGGAUACUCUGGCUUGGCAAGAGGACAGAGAUGAGACCCAUUCUAGAGUAGGAGGAUAGCAUUGCUUAUACAGAGAGGUCAUGGGUAAAAGUAUCUAAACCUGUUUUGGGGGUUUGAGUUCUACUGAUGUCUUGGGUGUCUUGGCUAGGAGGAAGUGGAAUCUUGAGUAAGGGGGAAUCUCGCUUUAGCAGUAGCUGAAUAUCCGUGGAGGGAGGUUUUAUUGUAUUGUCAAGUUUUGGUCUAUUUUUUAUUUUUCUCUCAGUUUUUCUCUUCUCCAUCAUUCAAGAGUGCAUAUGUUUAGACGUGACAUGUCAUUUAUCAUUUGGCCACAUCAUCUACCUAACUACAUGAUUAAGUUCGUACUUCUUACAUGAUCAAGAUGCAGCCACUUGAAAUAAUUCUGUCUUUCGAGCGCCCCUGCCUGCAGUCUCUCCCGUUUUACACGGCACACAUGCUGCUCCUUCUGCCCAGCCGGCAUCUCUGCUCUUUCUCUCCCUCUCUUCCGUAACGUAGGGUAGCGGUGUGCGUACGUAGACAGCCCCCCUGACGAGGCCCCCUGCUCCAGCAUGAAAGGUUAUGUAAUGAGUUUUUAGUAGAGUUUCCUGGUUGUCAAGAGCCUGACUCGACUCAUGUUGCCGCUUAGGACAGGGAUGAGCUAGCGUACUGCCACUCGCUCAUCCUGUCAAUCAGUUAGUAGGGGGACAAAAACUCCUCAGAUAAACCGGUAACGCCUAAGACCAAAAGUAGAACAAGAAGCCAGGUUCUGCCUUAUAGCUUUUAGGGAAAGACGUUUUUCACUAGAGGAAGUGAGUUAGUGCGUUUCGGAGCAGACGGCGGUAGUCAGGCCACCUGUUCCCCCAGCCUCAGAGACGGGUAACAGAGAUAGUGAGAGAGACUACACAGAGAGAAGCAGCAAGCGGGGGCAGCAUCACCACCGCACACCCUCUACAAGCUUUUGGGACACUCCACACACCCCUCACGGAGAUUCUAAGCAUGCUGCUGCUGGAGGAGUCGGAGACCUUUGCAGACCAGCCUCGUACCGCUCCCUUCAGCUCGGAGAAUGAAGCACAGGGAGGGGAGUCUGCGGGAUGGCAGUGCACCCCCCCAUCUACCUCAGCCUCAGGGGAGACGCCGUCCCACCCCUCAACGCAGCCCCACUCUCGACCGUCCUCAUGGCCUGAGAACCAAAUCCCCUCUCAGUCCCUGAGUGGAACCAAGAAGAGGUCCCACUCCAACAAACCCCCACACAUGAGGAGGAACAUCAGAAAGCUACUGAGGGAGCAGCAGUUGGAGGCGGUGACCAAAGCUGCCCAGCAGGAGGAGCUGGAGAGGCGGCAGAGGCUGGAACAGCAGAGGAAGGAAGGGCACGUGGCCCUGCUACCUGAGUACACACCAGGACAUCUGUCUAAGAGUGUGUCUGCUACCGUGGCCAAACAGGAUCAUGUGAUCUGCCUGGACACCAGUAAAAGCAGCACUAACGUCAGAGAAGACGACUCCAAAGCUCUGGUCCCAGAAGUACACACCUCCAAUGAAGACGUGAUCGAGCUGAGCUCCGGCGAGGACGACGCCCUACAGAUCAGCAGCGAGUCCACCAAUGAGGAGGAGGAGCGGUCGGAGGAGGCCAGCGGCGCCCACGUCAAUGACGCUGUGAACCAACCGGACGCCCUGGGGCGUGUCUUGGUCAACCUGAAUCACCCUGCUGAGGAGGUAGACCUGUUUCUCUCCCCUCAACUGGCCCGGGCCAUCAAACCUCACCAGAUCGGCGGGAUCCGGUUCCUGUAUGAUAACCUGGUGGAGUCUCUGGAGAGGUUUAAGCGCAGCAGUGGCCUUGGCUGUAUCCUGGCCCACAGCAUGGGCCUGGGCAAGACCUUGCAGGUCAUCUCCUUUAUAGACAUCCUGUUUAAACACACGCAGGCCCACACCGUGCUCGCCAUCGUUCCUGUCAACACGUUACAGAACUGGCUGGCUGAGUUUAACCUCUGGGUCCCUUCCUCUGAGGGAUUACCUGCAGACAUCAACCCCGCCCACUUCUCCCCGCGCAUCUACAAGGUCCACAUCCUGAAUGACGAGCACAAAACAACGGCCAGCAGAGCGAAGGUUAUCUCUGACUGGUCGCUGGAUGGCGGUGUGCUCCUGAUGGGGUAUGAGAUGUACCGCCUGCUGUCUCUGAAGAAGAGCUUUGUGGCGGGCCGGAAGAAGAAGUCCAAGAAGCCCCAAGGACCAGUGGUCAUUGACCUGGACGAAGAGGACCGGCAGCAGGAGCUCCUCAAAGACAUAGAGAAGGCCCUGUCUCGCCCAGGCCCGGACGUGGUGAUCUGUGACGAGGGCCACCGCAUUAAGAACUGCCACGCCAGCACCUCGCAGGCCCUGAAGAACAUUCGUACCCGGAGACGCGUGGUCCUAACAGGAUACCCCCUCCAGAACAACCUGAUAGAGUACUGGUGCAUGGUGGACUUUGUCAGGCCUGACUUCCUGGGCACCAGGCAGGAGUUCAGUAACAUGUUUGAGAGGCCCAUUCUGAACGGGCAGUGUGUGGACAGUACGCCUCAGGACGUUCGGUUGAUGAGAUACCGAAGUCAUAUCCUCCAUAGCCUGCUGGAAGGCUUCGUCCAGAGGCGUGGCCAUAACGUGCUGAGAGACCAGCUCCCCUCCAAGGAAGAGCAUGUGAUCAUGGUGCGUCUGUCUCCCCUGCAGAGGGCCCUCUACACUGAGUUUAUGAACCGCUUCAGAGAGGCAGGCAACAGCGGCUGGCUCAGCCUCAACCCACUCAAGGCCUUCUGCGUGUGCUGCAAGAUCUGGAACCACCCAGACGUGCUGUACGAGGCGCUGCAGAAGGAGAAUCUGGCCAAUGAGCAGGACCUGGACCUGGAUGACAUCACCAACGGCCACGCCCGCUGCCCAGCCCCCUACGAGAAGGGCAAGACCCCGGAGGACCCCAACAGCAUCGGAGGGCUGAGUCUCAACGCUCUGCAGGAGAAGGCCAACCAGGUCAUCACCUACGAAUGGGCGAAGGAGAUCAUGUCUGACUAUAAACCCGGGCUCUUAGAGAACUCUGCUAAGAUGGUCCUGCUGUUCCACCUGAUCGACGAGAGUGUGAGGAAGGGAGACAAGAUCCUGGUGUUCAGUCAGAGUUUGUCCACCCUGUCAGUCAUCGAGGAGUUCCUGGCCAAGAGGCCCAUACUGGCGGGCAGCGCCAGAGAGGGCUACAACCAAAACUGGGUCCGCAACCACAACUACUACAGACUGGAUGGGAGCACAUCUGCUUCAGAGAGAGAGAGGCUCAUCAACCAGUUCAACGACCCGUCCAACACCUCCGCCUUGAUCUUUCUGCUGUCCACCAGGGCUGGCUGUCUGGGGGUGAACCUGAUUGGGGCUAACCGUGUGGUGGUGUUCGAUGCCUCCUGGAACCCCUGUCACGACGCCCAGGCCGUAUGUCGGGUGUACCGCUACGGCCAGAAGAAACCCUGCCACAUCUACCGCCUGGUCUGUGACUUCACCCUGGAGAAGAAGAUCUACGACCGACAGAUCUCCAAGCAGGGCAUGUCCGACCGAGUGGUGGAUGACCUGAACCCGGUGCUGUCGUUCACGCGGAGGGAGGUGGAGUCUCUGCUGCACUUCGUGGAAAAGGAGCCUGACGUGUCACAGGUGCAACUAAACCCCGACCAGGAGAUAGAGACAGGCAUCAGACAGGCCUGCCAGCUCUACCCUCACCUUGUCACCAAGCAACCCUUUCACCACGAGUCUCUCCUGAUUGAGCGACGGGAGAUGAAACUUACCAUAGCCGAGAAGAAGGCCGCGAAGAAGAGCUACGAGGAUGAGAAGCGUGCGUCGGUGCCCUACACGCGCCCCUCUUAUGCCCACUAUUACCCCGCCAGCGACCAGAGCCUCACAAAUAUCCCUGCCUUCAGCCAGCGCAACUGGCGCCCACCCCCCCGACAAGAUGAGAAGCCAGUGGCCAGUGUCCGCCCAGUUAAGUCGACUCCAAUUCCCAUGAUGCCUCGCCAGGCGUCUCACAGCUCUGCCCCCACAGCAGACUCCGACUCCAGCUCGGGCUUUCCCGUCAACUACCUGCAAAAGGCGGGCGUAUUCGUCCAGAAGAUCGUCACCACCACAGAUAUCGUGAUACCUGAAACCAACAGUUCAACUGAUGUUAAGGCCAGGAUCAGUGCAGGAGAGAGCAUCCACGUCAUCAGAGGAACGAAAGGGACCUACAUCAGGACUUGUGAUGGGAGGAUAUUUGCCAUCCGCACUGCAAGCAAGUCCAAGGCACGGGAAGAGAACUCAGCUGCUGCACCCAAAGACACCCAGAAGGUAUCGGAGGAGGCCUCCGCCAACGGCUGUGUGACUCGCCUGCUCUCCCCCGACAGCCCCGAAAUCCUGAGUGAACUCCAGAGGUACGAGGCUGCAACCAAAACCAAGGCCCAGCAUCAGCAGGGCUCCAAGGCUUCGUCUGCAGGUGCAGUGGUUCCACAGGAGAAGGCACCGGCAGAGAGCAACAAUGGCAGCAGCAUGACUAUCCAUGCCAAGCCCUGGAGCGAUGCCUCCACCCCGGCCAAGCCCAGCACAGAUGCCAUUGCUGCCCUGGACCUGAUGGGCACCAAGCGCAAGGCCUCCACCCCGUCCAACAUCGAACGAGCCAACAAAAAGCAUCCGGCCCCCAGCAAGCGCACCUCGGCCCAGUUGCCCCCCCAGGCGUUUCCCUUUGCGGCGGGCUAUGACCUCCCACCCAUGGGCCUCAACCCAGCCAUACUGGGCUCCAUGGGGCACCCCAUAUUCAUGGGGGCCGGCUUGCCCUACUUCCAGUCCCACAGCCAGCAGGGUGACCACUGUCUCAUGUUCCCCAUGACUCCCGACCCCUUCGGCUUGGGGGGCGGCACCCUACCUAGAUCCUCUUCCACCAUCACCUCCUCGGCUGCCCCUGAUUCGGCCUCCCUAGCUCCCUUCAUGCUGGGUGCUGGUAUGGCUGGCAUGCUGCCCCCAGGUUUCCCCAUGUCCUACGGCCAGUCCCUGUGCAUGUAUCCUAACUUGCUUCUCCCCGGGGAGCUACCGGCCGCCACCCCAGGCCCCGCUGGCUCCAGCUUCUUCUCGCCCUUCCCCUCCUCCUCCGGCCUGAUGGGGGCAGGGCUGGGUCGCUCUGAUGCCCACGGCUCGGCAGAGAACGCCGGUGGAAGCAGCUCAGACAGCAACAACUACGAUGAAGAUGAUGAUGAUGUCAUUGAGGUGAUGGGACAAUGAGAGCCUCCAUCGUAGGAAAGAGGCAUGUGGGUUGUAGGGGACAACUAGUGGAGUUGCUGGGGCUAGGAGUGCUGAAGAGAAAGGGAAGGGACAACCAAGCCCACCUCCUCCACUAGACCUAUUCCCCAUCCCAAAUGCAACAUGCACACCUUUCAGAAAACGGAAAUCUGUGUUGGAAUAUAACAGACUGGACAAAGCACCAAAUCCUUAUGCUGAAUAUCUUAUUUAAAAAAAAAUUAAAAAGACAAAUCUGAACUUAUAUGAUUAAGAAAAAUGAACUUGGGGCUUCCAAAAUGUUGUCCUGUACUGGCUUUUGCAAAUCAUUGAAGCAAGCGACUGCUGGGUUUGGACCUGCAAAUCACUUCUUUGUCUUCUAUUAAAAAAAAUGUUCCCAACAGUUGAUGACAGACUAGGUUAAUAACUAACUGACAAUAGACUAGAGUUAAUAUGUCAAUUUUAUAUACGUAGUUGGUAGUAAUUAUUGUAUGGCGCAAAAUAUCAGUUACAUGAUAUUGUUCUUGAUUGUCAUUAUAUGCUACUGAAUAUUAUUUUAUAUAGUAGUCGUACUCUAAACAUGUCACAACUGUUUUCAAAAUCGAUUUGAUUUGCCCUUGAAUUUACUGCGUUUCGUUUUUCUGAAAAUGGUCUACUUGAGACUCAAUUCAAAGAAUCAGUUAGGCUCUUUGUUGGGUGAAAAACGAAGUCAAAAACCUUCAACUCAAAGAAUGUACGCUUAUUUACGACUUUAACGCAGACCUUGGGGACAGGCAUCACACUUGGGAAGAUCUGAUUUCGAUUUGUGAUAUGUCAUCUACAUUUUUCAAAUGUACACAUCGUCUACAGGCGACGAUGUGAAAACUGUGAUCUUGCUAAGCUCCAACUGUCCGAAGGGAACUGAAUUGAAAAUGCCUUGCCUCUGUCUCUCUGAAUGUUACCUAGUGGGAGUAGAGAAACAGCGAGACGGGCAGUCCUAGGACCUGGAUCUCACCCAUAGUCUUACUGUAGCUUUGCUAAGUGAUGCAAAUAUAACCCAUGAACCCUCUGGUGGUCAGGUGGGUCACCUGUCUACUUCUCUAUCUGUUUCUGCAUCGUGUACCCAAGGGUUCUAGAGUAGAGAACUUCUGUCAUACUGACUCGCUCUGCCUUGUGGAUAGCAUGAACACUCGUUUUCAGUUCCUUUUUCUCAUCUUUGGCAUAUGUGAUUUCAAAGGAAAAAUAAACAGGGUUCAAGAGAUCAUUGUCAAACCAAAAUCAUUUGAGAGAAGUCAAAAAUAGCUGUGCCAAAAAAAGUACAACUUAAAGCACUCUCCAGAGAGGAUCAUUCUCUGGCGUGACCAAAUGUCACCGUCAACUGCUAUUGGCCUAUAGAAGAGGGUUUCUUUCCCUAAUUUGGUCACAGUUUGUCAUUAUAGACUUAGUGAGCUCAUUGUAAAGAUGAUGCUGGCUUAACACUUCACUGUGUAACAAAGGUUAAGUAUUCAAAGUACCGGUACAUUGAUUUAGAGAGGGGGGGAGUCAGGUCUGUGACCUGGUUCUGUUUAAUAAACAACAGAACUUUUCAUUUCUGUUACUGCUGACUGUGUUAUUGCCCCCCUCAUUAAAUGCGUAGGCCGCCUACUGUCUCAUGCCGCGUUCACGUGCUAGUCGGAACUAGGAAGCUCAAAAAUGUCCAACUUUCUAACUGGUUGAACGCGGCAUGUGUAUAACUACAAGCAAUUAGCAAGUCGGGAAAUGUCUGACUUUUCGACUAGUAUGUGAACGCGGCAACUACCCAACACUUUGGGAAGAGGGAAGCCCAGCCCACCACCUCCACCAAGUCCCUAGCCUUGAGUUUCUUCAGCAAGAGCUUUAAACUCCAGUUAUUGUGUUUAUUAUGAGACCCUUACAUCAUCAGACUUGUUCAUCUUUUUAUACCAUACUUAAGGUAUUAAUUGACCUGUUAUUUAAUUUUUUUAUAUACCACUUUUAUAUAUGACAGUGCAUAUGUAUUCAUUCCUUUUUUUGUUCUGUUUUUGUAAGGGAAAUUUUUAUGUUCAUUUGCUAGAACACGUCGAUUCUUGUUACGUGACUUGAGAAAUGCGAUAUUAAUAGACGUCUGACCCAUAACUGUGUGAAUUUCAGGACCAACCAGGCAAGGUGGUCGAACCACUCAUUAGCCGAUAGAAAAUGUAAUCCAGUGCUUUUGUUUUGUUUUUAUUUAUGCUCAUAUCAUCCAGAUGUUCAUGUGAAUCUAUCUAUCCUAAUUGCAAAUGAAAGGUAGUUCCCUCAGUAUUCAUUCGUCUUCGGUUGUUGAACCAACUGUUUUUUUUCCCAUAGAUUUCUACAUGAAUUUAAGUAUUUAUUUAUAAAUCAAUUCAGUCGGCGACCAACUGACUCUCUUAAUUCCAUUUAUUAAAGUCAAGCUGCUGUCUUGAGGAGAAUGGCUGGAAGAGCCUGUACCUAGUUAGUGAAUGGACAUGUAACAAUGUCUUUUUAUAUAAAUAAAAUGUAGUUUCUAAAUAAAAUAAAAUCAUGUUUUGAAUGGCAUUUCAAUUUCAUGUACUUUGAUAACAGUUACUCUAAUUAAUGACACAGAUUCUCAAGCACUAGUUAAACAUAAGUAACUUUUUCACUAAACGGAUGUCCUUUUCAAGGUUGGGGGGGAAUAGACACUGUCUGAAACUGAGCAUAUAGUCUAGAGACAUGUCCAUCAGAUGACAUUACCUAAAAUCAGAUGAAGAGGGCAAAAUUGAGUAUAGCUCAAAUCAAUCUCCUGUCCUAGACGACAAUCCAUAGCAACAAACAGGUUCAAACAAAACUGAUAUCGUUACACAGAGACUGGUUUACUGUUCUGUAUUUAGAAUGAAUUCAUAGUUGUCUAUUGCAUGCUUUUAGUGUUUAUAUUAGCUUUGGUGACAUGAGCUGUCUGCAAGCCGAUGAUUGCAUGUUUUGACUACGAAACUGAAAUGAUGUACAUAGACUUUACCAAUCAUAUCUUAAAGGAACUGUCCAGUGUUUCCAGAUUUCUAUUACAUAUUUUUGUUUAACCUUUAUUUAACUAGGCAAGUCAGUUAAGAACAAAUUCUUAUUUUCAAUGUCGGCCUAGGAACAGUGGGUUAACUGCCUUGUUCAGGGGCAGAACGACAGAUUUUUACUUUGUCAGCUCGGGGAUUCGAUUUUGCAACCUUUCAGUUACUAGUCCAACGCUCUAACCACUAGGCUACCUGCCACCCCCAUGUAUGACCUAUAUAGUUAAUUCAUAUUGCAUAGAAAUGACUUAUAAUUAACUACCAUAUUACUUAAAUUAUCCUUCCAAAAAAAAUUAAGUAUGUUAAAAUCAGCUUUUCUAUGUUGGAAUGGUGUGGGCGUAUACCGGUCACAUGGUGUGGGCAAGUAGAUUGCUGAUUGGCCAGCUCAUCCUCUGUGAGGAAAUGUUUGUUUGAGAUACAAGCUUGAGGUGGUGUUUUAGGUGUGUUUUUUUUGGCCGCUGUUUAAGUUAACAGAAUAUUAACUUUUAAAAGUGAGAUUUUCACUGGACAGUUGCCUUAGAUUUCAUCAUUAGCUAUGCAAGCAGAGUCUGUUAAAUUGUAUUUAGAAACAAGUGCUUUUAUCUUCUCAUUAUGAUAAUACUUAUUUGAAAAAUAAAUAAGAAUUGAAAUGGACCCAACAUACAGUAUCUUAACAUGUAAAAGGAAUUCCAUGAUGUCUGCUUAUUCCAUGAAACUUGGCCAUAGUGGACUGGAUGCCACUUGACUUGUUUACCGCUCUUUGGUGUUGUAGCUCUGUGAUGUCCUCUGAUCUAUACUGUAAUGUUUUAAUGCCUUGGGAAUGGUAGAUGCAGGCAGAGAUCUGGGAAUAUCUAUGUUACGCUGCCCUUCUUUGGCUGAGUUUGGGUCUUCUUACAUAGCUUGGAUAUUCAUGUUUAAAUGUUUAUUGAAGGCUUUCAGCAUUUGAGUUGCCUGCCCUUGGCCUUUACAUAAGUCAAGCAUUCACAUGUAUUUGGUUCAGUCAAAUUCUCCCCCUCGCCAUCAUCGCACACUCAUGAUUUAACCUCACUGUACCAGUGGUUUGUCUUUGAUUCUGUAGAAGCAGAACUGUUAUUCUGAGAGAAUUUGAUCAAUAUGCAAAAAUGAUGACAAUGACAUUUGAAACACACAUCAGAGCAGUACAGUUGUGUUCCAGCGUGUGGCUAGCACUCUUGUUCUCCAUAAGCACAAUUCCACUGAGGCAUCCCAGAUCCUUGCAUGUCUCAUCUGGGUCUUGAUAGAAUGGUCUUUUAGUCUCGUGUUUUCAGCACCGUAAGUGGACAAGGUCAUUUUAAUUGUGUUUAUUUUUCACAUGAUUGUGUUGUUUAAGGGUGUGUAUAUUUGUAUGGAUGUCUUCACAGAGGACAGUUUCCAGUUUGUUUCAAGUUUUAUUAGUCGUAUGUACGGGACACGCAUAGUAUACUUCGUCCAACAAAAUGCUUACUUGCAUACGCACCAUUGUUCUUAGCUAGUCAAAGGUCACUCACUUGGGCUUCUGUGGUAGCCAACAUAUACCCACUUUGCAUUUUCUGCCAGUGAGCUAUUAACGUUAUCUUAGUUUACAUUUACAUUUUAGUCAUUUAGCAGACGCUCUUAUCCAGAGCGACUUACAGUAGUGAAUGCAUACAUUUCAUACAUUUUUUGUUCCCCCCGUACUGAUUUCCAGUGGUGGAAAAAGUACCCAAUGGUUAUACUUGAGUAAAAGUAUAGAUUCCUUAAUAGAAAGUUACUCAAGUAAAAGUUAGUCACCCAGUAAAAUACUACUUGAGUAAAAGUCUGAAGGUAUUUGUUUUUAAAUCUACUUAAGUAUUAAAAGUAAAUGUAAUUGCUAAAAUAUACUUAAGUAUUAAAAGUAAAAGUAUUACAAAAAAAUUAUAUAUAUAUAAAAAAAAAAAAAUUGUUGAGAUAGCCAGGGGCACACAUUAUUUACAAAUGAUGCAUUUGUGUUUAGUGAGUCCGCCAGACCAGAGGCAGUAGGGAUGACGGCGUGUUCUCUUGAUAAGUGUGUGAAUUUCACCGUUUUCCUGUACUGCUAAGAGUUCAAAAUUAAAUAAGUACUUUUGGUUGUCAGGGAAAAUGUAUGGAAUAAAAAGUACAAUACAUUCUUUAGGAAUGUAGUGAAGUAAAAGUAGUCAAAAAUAUAAAUAGUAAAGUACAGAUACGCCAAAAAACUAAUUGAGUAGUACUUUAAAGUAUUUUACGUCACUGUUGAUUUCAGAUCAGAUUUUGUCAGUGCUCCUUCUGUGAUGUUUGAUUCUUGUAGCAUUCUGAUGUCAUGGUUUUGUCUUUUUUUAAGUAUUGAGAAAUGUGAAUUCUUCUGUGAUUAUCUUUUUUUAUUAUGGAAAUUAAUUACUGAAUAAAAUGAAUGUGUAUGUGGUUA
This is a messenger RNA of Salmo salar (Atlantic salmon), 10924 nucleotides long. RefSeq names its product helicase ARIP4. Gene Ontology annotation, cellular component: nucleus. Gene Ontology annotation, molecular function: ATP binding; ATP hydrolysis activity. Lineage: Eukaryota; Metazoa; Chordata; Actinopteri; Salmoniformes; Salmonidae. The record is from RefSeq and is a predicted model, not a curated record.